UGUCUGUGAAUUUCAAAAGCCCAAGUUGAACACACGGAAUGGUCAGUCUACAUUAAAUAUACUCUACGUUCCAUUCUUAACCGGCCGUCAAAUAUUUCGCGUAUUACUCCAAUUGCUUUUCUCAGUUAACAAUUAGUUUUAUACUAGUGUAAUAAAAUGGCUCGUCGGUAUGACACAAGAACUACGAUAUUCUCCCCUGAGGGGAGACUGUAUCAGGUUGAAUAUGCCAUGGAAGCCAUAAGUCACGCGGGUACUUGCUUAGGAAUCCUUGCCAAUGAUGGAAUUUUAUUAGCUGCCGAAAGAAGAAAUACCAACAAACUGUUGGAUGAAGUAUUCUUCUCAGAAAAAAUUUACAAACUAAAUGAAGAUAUGGUUUGUUCUGUUGCUGGAGUGACUUCAGAUGCAAAUGUACUUACGAAUGAGCUCCGAUUAAUUGGUCAGCGAUAUCUUCUGCAAUAUGGCGAAGCAAUUCCCUGCGAGCAGCUGGUGUCAUGGCUAUGUGAUGUUAAGCAAGCAUACACUCAAUAUGGAGGAAAAAGACCGUUUGGUGUGUCUAUCCUAUAUAUGGGCUGGGAUCGGCAUUAUGGUUAUCAGCUUUACCAAUCUGACCCUAGUGGCAAUUAUAGUGGGUGGAAAGCAACUUGUAUUGGCAAUAAUUCGGCAGCAGCAGUCUCUUCCCUAAAGCAGGAGUAUCAAGAAGGUGAAACCACUUUGAAGGAUGCCAUGGCUCUCGCUAUCAAAGUUCUAUCAAAAACACUCGAUAUGACUAAACUUUCCGCAGACAAAGUUGAGAUGGCAACUCUAACUCGUGAAAAUGGUAAAACCAAGACUCGUAUUUUACCUGCAUCAGAAGUGGAAGCAUUGAUCGCUGAACACGAUCGUCUAGAAGCACUUGCUGAACAGGCCAAGAAAGAAAAGCAAAAACUAUAAAAAAACUAACCAUCUAUUCAUUUUUUAUUACCUAAUCGUUGAUGAAUAAUAAUUAUUCACUUCCACAAACAAUUCCGUUUGGUGCAAGUGAUAAAUAGCAUACAUUUUGAAUAAACAUAAAUUACAAAAGCAA
This is a messenger RNA of Athalia rosae (coleseed sawfly), 1063 nucleotides long. It is a transcript of the gene Prosalpha3, whose product is annotated as proteasome subunit alpha type-4. Gene Ontology annotation, cellular component: cytosol; proteasome core complex; nucleus. Lineage: Eukaryota; Metazoa; Arthropoda; Insecta; Hymenoptera; Athaliidae. Bases 157 to 930 code for a protein of 257 amino acids. The transcript has 3 exons. Gene Ontology annotation, biological process: ubiquitin-dependent protein catabolic process. The record is from RefSeq and is a predicted model, not a curated record.